GCGCCUCCCUCUCUCGGGAGGAUGAGACGUUCCAGGGGCUGUUGCGGAGCUUCAGUUGCUGGGUGACCGUUGGGGCCGGGACGGAGUGAAUGUCCGUUGGCGGGCGGCGAUGCCCGGGGUGACCUUCGAGCUCCGGACAGGGAGAACGAGGGCGUCCUGACCGGCUGGGGCGACGGGCCCGGCGGCAGCGACAGGCGGCCGGCUUGCGGGAAGGCCUGUCCAGGUGCAUAAUGGCAGAAAGUGUGUCUCCACUGAAGCACUUUGUGCUGGCAAAGAAGGCCAUCACUGCGAUCUUCGGCCAGUUGCUGGAGUUUGUUACUGAAGGGUCACAGUUUAUUGAAGCAACUUACAGGAAUCCGGAACUUGAUAGAAUAGCAACUGAGGAUGAUCUAGUGGAAAUACAAGGCUACAGAAACAAGCUUGCUGUCAUUGGGGAGGUGCUGUCGCGGAGACAUAUGAAAGUGGCAUUUUUUGGCAGGACGAGUAGUGGCAAGAGCUCUGUCAUCAAUGCAAUGCUGUGGGAUAAAGUUCUCCCCAGCGGGAUUGGCCACACAACCAACUGCUUCCUGAGUGUAGAGGGAACCGAGGGAGAUAAAGCCUACCUUAUGACCGAAGGGUCAGAUGAAAAGAAAAGUGUGAAGACAGUUAAUCAGCUGGCGCAUGCUCUCCAUAUGGACAAAGACUUGAAAGCUGGCUGCCUUGUGCAUGUAUUUUGGCCCAAAGCAAAAUGUGCCCUCCUGAGAGAUGACCUGGUUUUAGUAGACAGCCCAGGAACAGAUGUUACCACAGAGCUGGACAGCUGGAUUGAUAAAUUCUGCCUUGAUGCUGAUGUCUUUGUUUUGGUUGCAAACUCAGAAUCCACACUGAUGAACACGGAGAAACAUUUUUUCCAUAAGGUGAAUGAGCGGCUCUCCAAACCAAACAUUUUCAUUCUGAACAAUCGUUGGGAUGCUUCUGCCUCAGAGCCGGAAUAUAUGGAGGAUGUGCGCAGACAGCACAUGGAUAGAUGCCUUCACUUCUUGGUAGAAGAGCUCAAAGUUGUGAGUCCUUUGGAAGCUCGAAAUCGGAUCUUUUUUGUUUCAGCCAAGGAAGUUCUCAACUCCCGAAAACAUAAAGCCCAGGGGAUGCCAGAAGGUGGUGGGGCACUGGCUGAAGGAUUUCAGGCAAGAUUACAAGAGUUUCAGAAUUUUGAACAAACUUUUGAGGAGUGUAUCUCGCAGUCAGCAGUGAAAACCAAGUUUGAACAGCACACUGUCAGAGCUAAACAGAUACUAGACACUGUGAAAAACAUAUUGGACUCAGUAAACGUGGCAGCAGCAGAGAAGAGGGUUUAUUCAAUGGAAGAGAGGGAAGACCAAAUUGAUAGACUGGACUUCAUCCGAAACCAGAUGAACCUCCUAACACUGGAGGUUAAGAAGAAAAUCAAGGAGGUCACGGAGGAGGUGGCCAACAAGGUUUCUUGUGCAAUGACAGAUGAAAUUUGUCGACUGUCUGUUUUGGUUGAUGAGUUUUGUUCUGACUUUCAUCCUACCCCCAGUGUACUGAAAGUGUAUAAGAGUGAAUUAAAUAAGCACAUAGAAGAUGGUAUGGGAAGAAAUUUGGCUGAUCGGUGCACCAAUGAAGUCAAUGCCUCCAUGCUUCAGUCACAGCAAGAAAUUAUCGAAAACUUGAAGCCAUUACUUCCAGCUGGUAUACAGAGUCAGCUUCAUACACUAAUACCUUGCAAAAAAUUUGAUCUCAGCUAUGAUCUCAAUUGCCACAAGUUGUGUUCAGAUUUUCAAGAGGACAUUGUGUUUCGAUUUUCCCUGGGCUGGUCUUCCCUUGUGCAUCGAUUCCUGGGCUCCACAAAUGCACAGAGGGUGCUGCUUGGGCUCUCUGAGCCUGUAUUUCAGCUCCCUAGAUCUUUGGCUUCAACUCCCACUGCUUCUCCUAAUCCAGCAACCCCAGACGGCGCAGCUCAGGAAGAGCUCAUGAUCACCUUGAUCACAGGAUUGGCAUCUCUCACAUCUAGAACCUCCAUGGGCAUCCUAGUUGUUGGGGGAGUGAUUUGGAAAACAGUGGGCUGGAAACUCAUCUCUAUUUCCUUAAGUAUGUAUGGAGCUUUGUACCUUUAUGAAAGGUUGACUUGGACCACCCGCGCUAAAGAGCGAGCAUUUAAGCAGCAGUUUGUGAACUAUGCAACCGAAAAGCUGCAGAUGAUUGUGAGCUUCACAAGUGCAAACUGCAGCCACCAAGUCCAGCAAGAAAUGGCUACCACUUUUGCUAGACUGUGCCAACAAGUUGAUGUUACUCAAAAACAUCUGGAAGAAGAAAUUGCUAAAUUAUCCAAAGAAGUAGAUCAGCUGGAGAAAAUACAAAACAACUCGAAGCUCUUAAGAAAUAAAGCCGUUCAACUUGAAAGUGAGCUGGAGAAUUUUUCGAAGCAAUUUCUGCACUCAAGCAAUGAAGAAUCUUAACAAAGGUUGCUAUGCUGAUUGCAUUGGAGGAAGUGGACUUGGAAGAAGGGGAGAACUAUUUUCAUGAAAUGACCUCAGUAUGAAUUACUACUCUGAGUACUGAUGCCUUGCAGAGACUGUGGUAAUGACCUGUCUUGGGGGGGGUCACACUUUUUGAAGUGUCGCAAUAACAUCAUUAGCGGUAGUUUAAAGACUGAACUGUUGGGUUAAAUGAUGGAUUCCUUUAGAAUCAGUGGAACCAGCUGUGCAGCCUCUGAGGGGUCCUGUGACUCUUAACCAGGGCUUUCUGUCUUUGAUUCUGAGUAACUGCUUCCUGGCAUCCAGGAGUUAGAGAUCUUUUCAUCUUCCUUCACUAGUUCUUGAUGCCUUCUUUAAUGGGAAUACGGAAUUUCUUUAUCAGAUGAUUUGUUCACACCAGGGAGUGUGGGCUGCUCCUGGGUUUCACCCUCACAGCAAGGAUGUAACCAUUACUACACAGUUUUAUCCUCAUUAAACUCAUGUGAAAUCGUAGGAGGGCCUGUCGUUAUAGCCACACAUGAAGUAUCUGGCUCUGGUCUUCUGCUCUGUCUCUAACAUUUCCAGCCUUGAGUCCAACAAGGAGAGGUCUUCUGCCUAAAUGUGAAGUGGACGGUCAGAAGGGAUGGCUAGCAUGGGGCACAGGAGGUGUACGUGGCGUAUGGUGACAUGACUGUGACAAAUGGAUCCUUGGGAGGAAUCUCACUGUCCCCACUAGAAGCUUUGACUUUAAUUACAUGAAUUUCCUUGGACCCCAUUAAAAAUUAUUACUCUUGCCAGGCAAUGGUAGCAUCCCAGCACUCAGGAGGUAGAAACAAGUGGAUCUCAGUGGUGAGUUCGAGGCCAGCCUGGUCUAUAAAGUGAGCUCUAGGACAACCAGGACUACUGUACAAAGAAACCAUUUUGAAAAAACAAAACAAAAACAACCACAAAAAUCACUGUGUUCGUGAAAUGUUUAUAGUUCAGGUAAUAUGUGUGCCUCUGUGUUAGAGGCUGGUUGACAGUGUCUAUGGAAGUACUUUUUUUUUUUUUUAAAUAUUUAUUUAUUAUGUAUACAAUAUUCUGUCUGUGUUAUGCCUGCAGGCCAGAAGAGGGCACCAGACCCCAUUACAGAUGGUUGUGAGCCACUAUGUGGUUGCUGGGAAUUGAACUCAGGACCUUUGGAAGAGCAGGCAAUGCUCUUAACCUCUGAGCCAUCUCUCCAGCCCUAUGGAAGUACUUUUAAAUGGCAAGGAAGGUUGCUUCUUUGACCUGACCAUGAAAAUAAAGUGCUAAGCUAUGAGUAUUUUCUAGAUGCCAGCUGUGCCAUCCAGGGGACAGUGCACUCCAUUCGGUUGUCCUUGAAUUCACAGAGAUCCACCUCCUAAGUGAUGGGAUUAAAGGUGUGCACCUACCAUAGGUACAUCUCUUAUUUUUAAAAUUUUAAAGAAUGUUACAAUAUUUUAUACCAUUAUUUACACCAUCAGAAAGCUUCAGACUUAUGUUUUAGGAAAAUUGGGUUUGGGGCUGCAUUUAAACACAUAUGACUACAUUUUGCUUUUAUUGCUGAUAUUUUAUCCCCCAAAUGGUAACCAAGUGUGAUUAGGUGAAAAUUACAUGAAAAACUUAUCUGAAAUCAAGGUCUGCUAACCUAAGUUACAAAGUUACACCGAGCACUUUAACUUCUGGCCACAUAAUUAGCAUGCUUCAGUGUAGUUCUCUGGGUUUGAUCACUGGGUUAUCAACAUUACUUUGAAACUUGUAAGUGCAGGUUCUCAAGCUCAACACAAGAGUUCUAGAAUCAUAUCAAUUUUGGAGUCUACAGCAAGCUUCAAGAAGCCCUGCAGAUGGUCUCAGUGUACUCUGAAGUCUGGGAAUGAAUGUUCAUAGGUCAGAAUGCUUUCCAUCACUGGAUAGGAGUGCAGUUCCCAGCUGAUGAAGUUGUGGCUGUUGAGAAAAGAUUGUUUUACUGCUGGAAGCCAGCUUUUCUACCAGACUAGAGUGCACCUGUGGCUGGGCUCAUGCAUCACACAGAAUGGAAUCAUGACUGUUACUGCUCAGUCACUACACAUACUUGAUGAUUUACUGUGUGUGUUUACAGUUUUAUAAACUUUAUAUGAUCUUUAACUUUUUACAAAACGUUUUUAUAAGUAUGCAAGCUUGCAAGAUGACAAUAAACCUAUUUGCCGUUAGUUGAUAAAUG
Messenger RNA from Chionomys nivalis (European snow vole), 4653 nucleotides. It is a transcript of the gene Mfn1, whose product is annotated as mitofusin 1. Gene Ontology annotation, biological process: mitochondrial fusion; mitochondrion localization. Gene Ontology annotation, molecular function: GTPase activity; GTP binding. NCBI's taxonomy places the organism in Eukaryota, Metazoa, Chordata, Mammalia, Rodentia, Cricetidae. The coding region runs from base 231 to 2456 and encodes 741 amino acids. Gene Ontology annotation, cellular component: mitochondrial outer membrane. The transcript has 18 exons. The record is from RefSeq and is a predicted model, not a curated record.